This is a messenger RNA of Cladocopium goreaui, 353 nucleotides long. NCBI's taxonomy places the organism in Eukaryota, Dinophyceae, Suessiales, Symbiodiniaceae. The record is from the annotation of a GenBank genome assembly.
GUGCGGUCCAGUUUCUCAAAGAUCAAGGCUGGAAUCCCUAUGUGGUUGAACAUUUUGAUGCCAAGAGUCUCAGUUUUCUCGCAGAUUCGCUGGGACAGAAUUCUCCUUUGCAACUUCAGGCUCCAAACGGUCAUGCCGUGCAGAUCAAGUUCAAGGCGGUCAACAGUGCAGCUAGAGCCUUGUCCCAACGGGCUACAGCAUCGGCGGUUGCAAAAGCAAGUGCCUCAUUGCCAAGCAAAGUUGGUCAGCUUGGCAAGCAGCAGAAAGAUUUUUUGGAGUCAGUCACACCGCAAAACAAGCGUCCAGGUGAGAAGACCGGCACCACGCCGGAGGCGCAAAGACAGAAGACUUAG